Molecule: messenger RNA, 1401 nt
Organism: Lodderomyces beijingensis
Lineage: Eukaryota; Fungi; Ascomycota; Pichiomycetes; Serinales; Debaryomycetaceae
Source: the annotation of a GenBank genome assembly
AUGUAUAGAACUCACUGGACCCUGCUAUUAGCAGUUGCGGCACUCGUCGUGUCCAAGGCCUGGGCCAUGGAAAUGGAUAUGGACGAAGAGCUACCGGAGUUUCACCCCGUCAACGCCGGCUCCAAAUCGUUCCACUGGAUAAUGACUCUCUUCAUCUUGCUCAUUGUGCCAUCGAUAAGCGCGUCGUUAGCAAUGGCCAAUAGACUCAAUUGGUCUUUGUUGUUGCAAUACAUCGCCACCGCGUACUCGGUGGUUGAAUCCAUGUUUUUGCCAUUUCCCGAUAAUGUAGAUAAUCACGAAAACCGAACUUCAAAAGGCACUAGUUGGUUCUUGAGUAUAUUGUUGGGGGUGACCAUUUUCGUGGGAACUCUAUCAAAUGGAAGUAAUUUGGUGAUUAACAGAUUUUACCCUCACUUGUCUAAACAUUAUAAUGAAUAUGGACUACACUAUAAAAUAUACAAGGCAUUAUCAUUGGCGUGUGUUUUGACUGGUUGGGUCAGAGUUUGCAUGGCGCCAAUUGCACUUUUUGGCUUUUGCUAUGGAAGACACACUGGCCAAUGCAUAGCUCACGGGAUAAUGGGUUCAGCAUUUAUACUUUAUUCAUUUAUAUUGGCGAUGGUUCUUGUUGUUCCCUGGAUUAGAAAACAUCAAUUGGAGAAACACACGGACGCUCGCAAACUCACAUCGCAAGAGUUUUACGAUUCAACGGUGAUGAUGCUUUGGGGCAUUGUCAAUACAUUUACCGAGCACAGAUGGGGCAAAGAAGGGUGGAAUAUGGGCGAUUACCAACACACGGCAAUGGGGAUCAUUUGGUGGGGCGGCGGCUUGUUGGGAAUGUUUCUUUCCAGAGGCAAUAGAAGAUCAUUCAUUCCCGCGUUGUUGUUGAUAUUCACUGGUUGGUCCAUGUCUCAGCAUUUCCAGCACCUGGAAAUUUCAACUAGAGUCCAUGCUGUCUUUGGCAUUGCCUUGAUGAGUGCGGGAAUCACGAGAAUUGUCGAGAUUGCAUUUGUAUUGAAAGACAAAUCAUGCAAUGCGCCGCUGGGUAAAAUCUUGUCCUUCCAGUAUUUGCCUCCAUUUUGUCUCACCUUGUCCGGGAUUUCAUUCAUGGGCGCAACUGAAGAACAGUUGCAAUUGGUGCAUGAUUUGGGAAGCGACCAUUCUGCUUAUAUCUUGGUGAUUGGUGCUGCGGCGUUUUUGAUCUAUCUUUGGUUGCUAUUGCUCAUCUGGUUCUACUUGAAACUAGUUGGAUACGAUGAAGAUGGAGAAAUCUACAUCAAGCCCUACACCGGAUUACCAACGGAUGAUUUUGAAUUGGGCGAAUUUAGCGCAGACGAAGCGGAUCUUGAUGAAGGCGACGUUGAAGCUGAAGUUGACACCCCCGAGGGCACUGUUAGGCUGUAA